AUGUCACUGUGUAGCCAGGCCAAUUUUGAGGAAGACAGCCAGAAGGAAGUAGCUGUGGGACACUGGAAGACACUAAUGCCAUCCAAAGGCAGCAAGGAGGAGCCAGAAGCUGGGUGCCAAGAUGCUGGAGGUGUGGAUGAGACCCAGACCACCGAGCAGCUCGAUGUGUCACGUCUACGCAGCUCCUCAGUGGAGAUCCGUGAAAAGGGGUCUGAAUUCCUGAAGGAAGAGCUGCACAAAGCACAAAAGCCAUCCAUGCCAGGGGUGAAGCACCUCAUCAGGGAGGCAGUAGCUGUGUGCAGGGUAAAGGAACUGGUGCUGCUGGACCCAAAGCAGGUCGUCAAAGCUAAUCCUGGCCUCUUCAUCCAGGCCAAUUUUGAGGAAGACAGCCAGAAGGAAGUAGCUGUGGGACACUGGAAGACACUAAUGCCAUCCAAAGGCAGCAAGGAGGAGCCAGAAGCUGGGUGCCAAGAUGCUGGAGGUGUGGAUGAGACCCAGACCACCGAGCAGCUCGAUGUGUCACGUCUACGCAGCUCCUCAGUGGAGAUCCGUGAAAAGGGGUCUGAAUUCCUGAAGGAAGAGCUGCACAAAGCACAAAAGGAGCUGAAGCUGAAGGACAAAGAAUGUGAGAGGUUGUCAAAAGUCAGAGAACAACUGGAGCAGGAACUAGAGGAGCUAACAGCUAGCUUGUUUGAGGAAGCGCACAAGAUGGUGAGAGAAGCAAACACUAAACAGGCGGCGGCGGAGAAACAGCUGAGGGAGGCACGGGGGAAGAUUGACAUGCUGCAGGCAGAGGUGACAGCUCUGAAGACCCUGGUGAUCACGUCCACACCUUCCUCUCCCAACCGGGAGCUGCACCCUCAGCUCCAGAGUCCUUCCAAAACUGUGUUCAGGAAGGGCCACGGGCGAAACAAGAGCACCAGCAGUGCAAUGGUCUCAGCUGCCAGCCAGAAUGUGACUCCAGAGCCAGUCAGUCGGGAGUGCAAAGAGGUCGACUCCAUUUUAUUUGCUGAAUUCCAGGCCUGGAAAGAAUCUCCAACUUUGGAUAAAUCCUGCUCCUUCCUAGACAGAAUUUAUCGAGAAGAUGUAGGACCUUGUCUGGACUUCACUAAGCAGGAGCUGUCGGAGCUGGUACGAGUGGCCGUGGAGCAGAACACACUCACCAUUGAGCCCGUUGCUUCCCAGACACUGCCCGUGGUGAAGGUGUCAGCAGAAGAGUGUGGUGGGCCAAAGAAAUGUGCUCUGAGUGGCCUCCCCAGGACUUGCAAACACCGCAUCAUGCUGGGGGAUUCUGGGAGUUACUACUACAUUUCACCAUCCUGCAGGGCCAGGAUCACAGCAGUGUGCAACUUCUUCACAUACAUUCGCUAUAUCCAGCAGGGCUUGGUGAGGCAGGAUGUGGAGCUGAUGUACUGGGAGGUCAUGCGGCUCCGCAGGGAGAUGUCCUUGGCCAAACUUGGGUUUUAUUCCAGUGAGAUGUGAGCAGAGGCCCAAGCAUGGAAGGAAACUGCUCCUGGAUGAACAGCUUGUCAAACGUAGUCUGCUGAACAGAUGGAUGCAAUCCCUCUCCUGCAGUGGGUCUUCUUCCCUCCCUCUGCCUGGAGCUAAUCAAGAAGCAAGAAGCACAAGUUCCACUUCCAGCUGUCCCACUUCUCCAACUGUGACUGGAAAGCAGCUGCCAAGCUACC
Molecule: messenger RNA, 1688 nt
Organism: Chaetura pelagica (chimney swift)
Lineage: Eukaryota; Metazoa; Chordata; Aves; Apodiformes; Apodidae
Gene: RAB3IL1
Product: RAB3A interacting protein (rabin3)-like 1
Exons: 12
Coding region: 1-1482 (493 amino acids)
Biological process (GO): exocytosis
Cellular component (GO): Golgi to plasma membrane transport vesicle
Molecular function (GO): guanyl-nucleotide exchange factor activity
Source: RefSeq, a predicted model, not a curated record